Molecule: messenger RNA, 658 nt
Organism: Alternaria alternata
Lineage: Eukaryota; Fungi; Ascomycota; Dothideomycetes; Pleosporales; Pleosporaceae
Exons: 1
Coding region: 158-481 (107 amino acids)
Source: RefSeq, a predicted model, not a curated record
CAUCUGUAACAAUGUCUCUCAGAACGGUACAUAGUCAACUGAGCAGCAAUGGCGAUUCUAUCUUUGAUGUCAUGCAACCAAGCGAACAACACCUGGGCAUCCUGUGCAUUAUCAGGACUUCCGAGACCUGUAGUGCGGCUGGCGUCAUCGAAUGAAAAUGUGGAUCUACCGAAUGAUCAAUAAUGAGUCGCUGAGCGUACUGGCAGUAAGUUGUGAAAUGAAGCCGACACCUCGUCGCGAUCUACUGCAAAUAAAAGAGAACAUUGACGAAAUGGGGGAGUGCUAUGAGAGCGAAAACGUUUGGAUGGUUAUCGCGCAUGAUGUGAGUGUUCUAAGAGUUGUGGACUCUUUUCUCAAGCAGGCUAGGAUACAGGAAAAGAGAAAUUGCAAGACAGCGACAAGGUGGGGAUUUUGUGGAGAUUUCUCUCAUGUGCCGGAGGCAAGUAGAGCAUGGUUGAAACUAGGUUCCACAAAAGGGUAAACCCGACGCCUUUUGAGGGUUCGCCCAUACCGGCCUUUGAGAAUCCUUGAAUAUCACCUGCCAGCUCGAAUUGUGUCUCACUCACCAGAAAUCUGGUCAGUCUGCGUCUGCGUUUUCGGAAUCGGGCUCAUUAAUAGCCUCCGUUCCGUUCCACGUUCCACCUUCAUACAAGGAAUC